AUGUCCAUUGCAGGACUAACCGGCUCAGCUAGACGAUCUCACUGCAACGAGUGGUUAGAUAUUUGUUGUAAGACUUACAAAGAGAAUGUUACAGUAUAUAUAUCUAUUUAUAUCUAUCUAUCUAUUUAUCUUUCUAUUUAUCUUUCUAUCUAUCCUUCUAUCUAUCUAUCUAUCUAUCUAUCUAUCUAUCUAUCUAUCUAUCUUUCUUUCUAUCUAUUCUAUCUAUCUAUCUAUCUUUUUAUCUAUCGAUCUUUCUAUCUAUCUAUCUAUCUAUCUAUAUAUCUAUCUUUCUAUCUUUCUAUCUAUCUGUCUAUCUAUCUAUUUAUUUAUCUAUCUUUAUCUAUCUAUUUAUCUCUCUAUCUGUCU
Molecule: messenger RNA, 366 nt
Organism: Orbicella faveolata
Lineage: Eukaryota; Metazoa; Cnidaria; Anthozoa; Scleractinia; Merulinidae
Source: RefSeq, a predicted model, not a curated record